GCGGCCCUCGCGGCGCCGUUCGCGACCUCCGGCCACUGCCAGGAGGAUUCUGAGCGCUGCUCCUGCGACUGGGAGCUGCGCAAGAUCAUCGACCUCCAGCAGGAGGUCGGCCUCCUCCAGUCGGAGGUGUGGGCGCUGCGGUGCCUGUUGCUGGCCGGGCUUCUGCUGCUCGGCGCCGUGGCCUCUGGUGCUGGCACGCUGGGUUUCCUGGUGGGGGGCCCUCGACGCCGAGCCGCCGGCAGCUGUAGCCCGAUGGCGGACGUGCUGACGCUAGACAUCGGCGACCCGCAGAUCCUGGUCCACUACCCAGAUGACGAGAACGGCUUCCUCUGGCACCACAGAGUGCUGCUCUUCAGGGUGUCGGACGACAUCUGGAUCAGCUUGACCCCUGACCUCGCGCUGGUGCGCCUGAAGCUGCUGGACAUCCGGCACGAGGUGCUGGAGAGGCGAGCCCCGUUCCCUGCCCACCUGGUCCACCAGGUCUAUGCCCACGACCCCAUCGCCGCCGCCGCCCUGGCGGGCUUCCGCCGCCGUGCGAAGAUCCAGGGGCAGCUGCUGGGCGUGGGCCAGGUCGACGUGGUCGAGAGGAUGAUCUGGGUGGUGGCCGAGCCCCGGUCGGCGAAGUUCGGUGAGGUGAUCGACUCGGCCAUCAUCUUGCCAAAUCUAAUUGAGGGCAUCUUGGAGGCCUGGGGCCACUUCAUGCUCGAGCAGAGUAUUCUCUCCUAG
Messenger RNA from Prorocentrum cordatum, 726 nucleotides. The record is from the annotation of a GenBank genome assembly. NCBI's taxonomy places the organism in Eukaryota, Dinophyceae, Prorocentrales, Prorocentraceae.